AUGAGAGUCAACAAGAGCAUGGUGAAUAGUUUCCUGCUAGCGGGGUUUUCUGAUCUGCCAGGUCUGGAGGGUUUCUUCUUCUCUAUUUUCCUAAGCAUCUAUGUUUUGACCCUGAUUGGGAACAUCCUCAUAAUAGCUGUCACACUGGCUAACCAGGCACUCCACAGCCCCAUGUAUUUCUUUCUCAGAAACUUGUCCUGUCUGGAGAUCGUCUGCACCUCAGUCAUUAUUCCCAAGAUACUUGAAAACCUCCUAUCAAAGGACAAAACUAUUUCAUUUGUUGGUUGCGCCUUUCAAAUGAGUGGCUUCCUCAUCACAGGGGCAGCAGAGUGCUUCCUGUUGGCUGCCAUGGCAUAUGACCGCUAUGUUGCCAUUUGCCGGCCCCUGCAUUACACCCUGAUUAUGAGCAGUAGAGUGUGCUUUGGACUGGUUGCAGCUUCAUGGCUAGCUGCCAUUCCAGUGCAACUCGGGCAGACUUUCCUGGUGUUCACCUCUUAUUUCUGUGACUCCAUAGAAAUUAACCACUUCUUCUGUGACUUCCCUGCUGUGGUCAAACUUGUAUGUGGAGAUACAUCUAUAAAUGAGAUGAUGGCUCUGGUUGAGGUAGCUUUACUUGGACUAAUACCCUUUGCAUUGAUCUUCAUGUCAUACAUGUGCAUUGCCUCCACCAUUUUCAAGAUGCCAUCUGUGGAAGGGCGGCAAAAGGCCUUCUCAACAUGCUCCUCACAUCUUAUGGUAGUGAUGCUGUUUUAUGGCUCUGGAAUAACUGUGUAUUUGAAACCUAAAAGUCAUUUUCAUGACACAGACAAAAGCCUUUCACUCUUGUACACUGUCCUGCCACCUUUGUUAAAUCCUCUUAUUUACAGUUUGAGAAACAAGGAAGUCAGAGUUGCUCUCAGAAGUGUAUUUUCCACUCAUCCCUAA
Molecule: messenger RNA, 924 nt
Organism: Lacerta agilis (Sand lizard)
Lineage: Eukaryota; Metazoa; Chordata; Lepidosauria; Squamata; Lacertidae
Product: olfactory receptor 10C1-like
Exons: 1
Coding region: 1-924 (307 amino acids)
Biological process (GO): G protein-coupled receptor signaling pathway
Cellular component (GO): membrane
Molecular function (GO): olfactory receptor activity; G protein-coupled receptor activity
Source: RefSeq, a predicted model, not a curated record